AUGGACGCGAUCGAUGUCCUCGCGGCGCGCGUGGCGAACGACCCCGAGCGCGCGUGGGGCGCGGUGAUGAAGCGCAUUAAAGUCGCGAAAGAUGCCUUCAUCGACGGUGGAGCGCGCGCGACGGAUACGCCCGCGCACGCGGUCGCCGCGGCGCUGCUGCCGAUCGCGGACGCGCUGGACGACGCGCGAAGAAGCGCGCUCGCGUUCAAGACGACGAACGACGGCGCGAACGCGCGCGCGGUGGCGACGGCGGCGACGGCGGCGCGCGCGUCGACGAAGGACGCGGCGUUCGUCGCGCGAGGCGUCGGUUUCAACGCGCCGAGAGGGAAAUACGACGCGCACGUGAUGAAGAACGGAGACUUGGUGCUGGAAAAUACGAAAGGGGCGCAGAUAGUGAUCGAGGGGCGGGACGUGCGACGGGUGCUGCGAUUGGAGACCGGAGACGCGAAUCAGACGAGUCUCGUCGUCGUGGGCUUGCGAGGCGAAGGCGCGCAAAACGGAAAGAGUCGAUUGAAGACGCUGUGUGCGACGUUCAGAGGGAAGGAUAAGCUCGUGAUCGAAAGAGGUGGAGACGGUGACGGCGCCGAGGACGACGAGGGCGACGGUGAGGAGGGAUCGACGCACGCGGCGCGGUUGUUUUUUCGCGCGCUCGAACGCGAGUACGGCGCGGAAACGUGCGGGACGACGAAUCCCGUCAAAGUGUUCGCCGGAACGAAGGGUUUCGGUCACGUGCAAGCGACGAAAGGGUUCAACUCGGGACACUUAUUCUUUCUCAAAGAAGGCGUGGCGUUCGGACCGAGCCCGGCGAUGUACGUGCACUUUGACGAUUUGGAAGACUUGCGCGUGCUUCGCGCCGAAAACGCCGGUUCGAGCACGUUUGAUUUGUCCAUGACGCUCGAAGACGGCGUCGCCGUCGAGUUCUCGAACAUUUCCCGAGAUGAGCUCGAACACGUCAGUAGGUACUUGGCCAAGCGGUGCACGAGCGCGGACGACGCGCCGAGUGCGGCGGGCGCGCUCGGCGACGAGAGCGACGACGACGAGAGCGACGAAGACGACGAAGAUUUCACUGGCCAAGAACCGGAUUCGAGCGGCGACGACGACGACGACGACGACGACGACGGCAACGAAGGUAAUGAUAUGGAAUAUUCGUUCGACAACUCGGACGAAGUGCGCGGUGACGCCUCGGAUGCGAGCGACGCCGAGGCCGCGACGGACGAUCGAGCCGAAAAGCGUCGCCGCGUCGACGCCGAACGACCGUCCACUCAAGCGCAAGCGCCCGCCGCCGCGGAUUCCAGCGGAAGUGAUUCCGAAUCCGACGACAACGCCUUCACCGUGCAAGUCGCGAGGCCGUAG
Molecule: messenger RNA, 1353 nt
Organism: Ostreococcus lucimarinus CCE9901
Lineage: Eukaryota; Viridiplantae; Chlorophyta; Mamiellophyceae; Mamiellales; Bathycoccaceae
Exons: 1
Coding region: 1-1353 (450 amino acids)
Cellular component (GO): nucleus; FACT complex
Molecular function (GO): nucleosome binding; histone binding; DNA binding
Source: RefSeq, a predicted model, not a curated record